Molecule: messenger RNA, 1604 nt
Organism: Aquila chrysaetos chrysaetos
Lineage: Eukaryota; Metazoa; Chordata; Aves; Accipitriformes; Accipitridae
Gene: SMPX
Product: small muscle protein X-linked
Exons: 5
Coding region: 222-491 (89 amino acids)
Cellular component (GO): costamere; M band; muscle tendon junction
Source: RefSeq, a predicted model, not a curated record
UUCGCUUCUCAGCCGAGUCCCACUCCAGCCUGGAGCAGCUCUCAGUGCCGUCCGGGCUGAAAGCAUCGGAGCUAUUUCAGACACAUUAAAAGGAUCGCAGUCAAUACCUCAGCUGGUAGAAGAAGGUACCUCUUUCAGCAUCGAAAGGAGGUGCACAUACUCGCCUGACGGUUUGGAGCUUUUCUUAUAUAAGUAAAUAAGGAUAAGCCUCUGUCUUAAAAAUGUCAAAACAGCCAGCGUCACAUGUCAAAGCCAUUCAGGCUAAUAUUAACAUCCCAAUGGGAGCAUUUCGACCUGGUGCAGGCCACCCUCAUAAAAGAAAAGAACUUACACCCGAAGAAGUGGAGGAGAGUGUUCCUGCUUCGACAGAGGAGGAGAAAGACAAGAAACAUCUCCCAGGAGCUAAGAAACUCCCAGGUCCUGCUGUCAACUUGUCAGAGAUUCAGAACAUAAAGAGUGAGCUGAAAUUUGUCCCCAAAGCUGAACAGUAGCUGGAACAAGCAGGUCUGACAAGAGAAACCGAACGGAUUCCAAUGAAUGGAGAUAAUUUGAAAUAUUUUAUACAUUUGUAUGAAGACUAUGAACUUCCUAACUCCGCAGUACCCCAUAGGAAGCGUCUUCUUUCUACAUUUAUGUCAACACUUUCUUGUUGCCCAUUUUGCUUAACAUAGGAAAGUACUGCUGAAAUCAAACAGACCACGGCAGCUAGCAAUGAAGUGGUAUAUAUUCAGCAAUGAUUUUGACCUGAGAAUGGGGAAUAGUGUAAUUUGAAAUCUGAGCAAAAGUAGAAUAAAUACUUUUUUUUUUAAAAAAAGAAAAUAAUUCUUUGCAAUUAAUUUGGCUUCUUUCCUUUUGAAAAAAAAAUCAAUAUGAACAAAAGAGGUUUAAAAUGAUUUGACAAAUGCAGAAUAAAUGAGGAAUGUAACAUCUAAUUUCCUGUUGUGUACUCCUGGUUAUAGAAAAGGAAUUGUGUAUCCUGUAAUAAAGGAAAUGAAAAUAUUAAAAGGGAUGGUCUUUCUGGUGAGUUUAGCUAAAUUCUUCUUUUGUUGUAGAGCCAAAGUAUUUCUUUUUCUUGAGAAUCUAAAAUGCACUGGUGUUCUGAUAUUUAUGCAUCACCUUUACUUUAUACAAUGCGAAUACAAAAUGUGAGCUAGCUGACAGAAAACCUGCAACCUUUAUUCAAAUAAACAGGUCAUCCAGCUUUGAUGGAACAUGCUCCUGAAUAUAGGUGAAGGAUCACUAUCUUCAAAAGCCCAAAUAAAAAGGGAACAUUGAAAUACUGAUGCUGGGCAAAAAUCAUGUACGAUCACACCAACUGUUACAUACGAUGAUUAAUCCCUGACACUUCUUUUAUAUGGACUGUACAUAAAUGAAGACUGUUCGAUGCAUAUUCUAUUUUUGGAAAUGAGAUCUUAUUGUUAGAGAAAUUUAAUACACUGUGUCUCCUUGGUCUCUCUUGUGUUAUUUAAUGUGAAGGGAUAAGAGGAGCUGUUUUGUAAUAAUACUCUUCUGCCGUUGAUUGAAACUAUUCUACAUGCUCUGAAACUCUCUGCCUGGCUCUUGUUUAUUCAAUUAAAAUAAAGAUAAUUAUUCUGGUUAGAAAA